AUGAAUAUCUCUCAGCCAGUUCCAUCGGCCAUUGGCAGCGUCGACUUUGGAUUUCUCACCGCGCAAGAGAUCAAAGCUCUCUCUGUAAAGAAGAUAGAAAAUGCUGUUACAUUCGACACCCUUUUGCACCCCAUUCCCGGUGGACUGUACGACCCAGCUCUCGGUUCGUGGGGAGAUAAUAUCUGCACAACUUGUAACUUGAAAUCCCCCGCCUGCCCAGGCCAUGUAGGCCACAUCAAUCUUCCCGCUCCUGUAUACCACCCAACAUUCAUGAUUCAACUCCUCAGGCUACUCCGAGCGAAGUGCACAUACUGUCAUCUCCUUCGAAUGUCGCGGAAGGAAGUCAACCGCUAUCUUUGCAAACUUCGAUUAAUACAGCAUGGACUACUAGGCGCAGCUGAAGAAGUCGAAAAUAUCGAAAUGUCGCCCCAGAAUAAGGAUGGUGGAGACAGCAAUAGUGAAGAGGAUGCGGAAUCGUCCAUCGACAAUGUCAUUCGGCGCAGAAAUGCCUUCGUAAAAAAAGCAAUCAAAGCAGCGAAAGGAGCCCCGUGGGAAUGGCAGCGGGAGAAAAACGAAGGCGUGGCUGAUGCCCGUCGAGUUGUUGUCAAGGCCUUCCUGAAGCAAAUCACUUCUAGCAAAACUUGCUCGAAUUGUGGUGGCAUAUCACCCACUUAUAGAAAGGACCGCUUCGUCAAGAUUUUCGAGAAGGCUCUGACUACUCAUGACAAGACUAAGAUGUCAGCAGGAAGCUUCCGCGCCGUGAAUCCAGUACAAAUUCUACAACGGGCGAAGGACGACAAACCCGAUGGCGACGUUGACGAGGGGAUUGCCGACAUUGAUUUAUCGUCGAAUGAUGACGAGGGAGAGGGGGAUGAUCUUGAUGUGGACGGAGAUGUAGUUAUGGGUGAUCCCACGCCCAAGGUCAAUUCAAGCUCGAAACCCAAAGUUGCUGCAGCAGCGCAGCGAUAUGUCAACCCCCUGGAGGUCAAGGCUCAGCUGACACUGUUAUUCGAGAAAGAUCAAGAGAUAUUGUCCCUGGUAUAUGACUCUCGUUCGGCUGCGAAGAAGGCUACCAAAGUGACAGCCGAUAUGUUCUUCAUACAAACUCUGCUGGUACCGCCAAACAAAUAUCGUCCAGAAGCACGCACUGGAGAUGGGGAAGUGGCAGAGGCGCAACAAAACUCUCUCUACAAGUUGAUUCUGAAAGGCUGCGAAACCAUUGCACAAAUCCACAAGGACAUUGCGAAUCCGGAAAGAGCCUCCGACAACUCAUCGCUGCGAAAAAGAGAUUGGUAUGACCUCCAAGAAGCUUGGUGUAAGCUUCAAGAUGCCGUGAAUUCUCUCAUUGACCGGGACCGCAAUCCUAUCCAGGGUGCGGCAGGCAAGAAGAACGAAGACGGCAUCAAGCAGAAACUAGAGAAGAAAGAAGGGCUGUUCAGGAAGAACAUGAUGGGAAAGCGUGUCAAUUUCGCUGCACGCAGUGUCAUCUCCCCAGACCCAAAUAUCGAGACGAAUGAAAUCGGUGUCCCACCUGUCUUUGCGAAGAAAUUGACAUAUCCCGAGCCUGUUACGAGUCACAAUUUCAAGGAUAUGCAGCAAGCUGUGAUAAAUGGCGUCGAAAAAUGGCCUGGCGCCGCAGCUAUUGAGAACGAAAAUGGUCAAGUUAUCAAUUUGCGGUCGAAAAGUCAGGAUGAGCGACUAGCUUUGGCUAAUCAGCUACUUGCCUCCUCAAACAAUAGUGCCAACGGAGCUCGCAAUAAGAAGGUCCAUCGACAUCUCACGAAUGGCGACGUGGUACUGAUGAAUCGUCAACCAACUCUACAUAAACCUUCCAUCAUGGGCCACCGUGCAAGAGUCUUACCUGGCGAGAAAACAAUUCGUAUGCACUACGCUAACUGUAAUACGUACAACGCCGAUUUCGAUGGAGAUGAGAUGAACAUGCAUUUUCCCCAAACAGAAAUUGCACGUGCGGAAGCGUUGCAAAUCGCAGAUACCGAUCAUCAAUAUCUUGUAGCAACAUCAGGAAAACCACUGAGGGGUCUCAUUCAAGACCAUAUCUCAGUAUCUGUAUGGAUGUGCAGUCGGGACACAUUUUUUGAUCGUGCAACAUAUCAACAAUUGAUAUAUAACUGCCUGCGACCUGAAAGCGGCCAUAUCGUUGGAGACCGAAUAGAAACUGUUCCACCUGCUAUCAUUAAGCCAUCCCCACGUUGGACCGGAAAGCAGGUCAUUACCACGAUUCUGAAGAAUAUCAAGCCUGUUAAUUGUGCUCCUUUGGUACUUACAAGCAAAUCCUCAGUUCCAGGUGAUCGAUGGGGUACAAAUGCCGAAGAAGAAGGCAUGGUACGUUUCAACGGAGGAGAGUUCGUCACAGGAAUUCUCGACAAGGCGCAAAUUGGGCCUACCGGUGGUGGUUUCAUCCACUCCAUUCAUGAAGUGUACGGACCGACCGCGGCUGGAAAGAUGCUUAGUAUACUUGGUCGGCUACUCACUAAGUUCUUGCAUAUGAGAGCCUUUACCUGUGGCAUGGAUGAUCUACGUCUUACCCCUAAGGGCGAGGAAAACCGGAAGGAGAAAUUGAAAGGGGCUCAGAAUCUUGGUCUAGAUGUGGCAGCCAAGUACGUCACCUUGUCUGACCAGAACCCGUCGGAUACAGACUCGGAGUUGAUGAGUCGAUUGGAGGAUGUACUGAGGGACGACAAGAAGCAAGCUGGCCUUGAUGUGAUGAUGAACAAACGGUCUGGAGACCUAUCUUCAGAAAUCACCCUCGCAUGCCUUCCUCUCGGCCUCGUAAAGCAGUUCCCAAAAAACCAAAUGCAGAACAUGACGGUCUCUGGUGCGAAGGGAAGCGCUGUCAAUGCCAAUCUCAUUUCCUGUAAUCUUGGCCAACAAGUUUUGGAAGGUCGUAGGGUACCUCUUAUGGUUAGUGGAAAGUCUUUACCAUGCUUCCGACCUUUCGAGACCAAUAUUCGAGCUGGUGGCUAUAUCGUGAACCGUUUCUUGACGGGCAUCCGCCCCCAGGAGUAUUAUUUCCAUGCUAUGGCUGGAAGAGAAGGUUUGAUUGAUACUGCCGUCAAGACUUCAAGAUCUGGUUACCUACAGAGAUGUCUUAUCAAGGGCAUGGAAGGAUUAAAGGUUGAAUAUGACACCUCAGUCAGGGAUUCUGAUGGCUCCUUGGUGCAAUUUUUGUACGGCGAGGAUGGUCUCGACGUAACCAAACAGAUGCAUCUGACGAACUUCAAAUUUCUCCUCGAAAACCUCAUAUCCGAGCUUUCGCAGCUCAGCUAUGGUGAGCAGAAAUACGACACGAUAUUUGAGAAGAAGGAUAUCAUACUGAAGAAGAUGAAGAAGGCACUCAAAUAUGCGAAGGCUAAUGAUCCCAAUGGCCCGGAUCCUGUGCUUUCGUCGUUCAACCCUGGAAAGUAUGGAUAUGCCACAUCAGAGAAGUUUUUCAAUUCCCUCAGAGUCUAUCUUGAAACCAACCCAGACGGAAUGGUUAAGGAUAAGGCACACCCCAAAGGUGUUGGUAUUCGCAAGGCUUUGGAACCAGUCCUGGUUGCAAAGUACUUGAAGUCUGUUGUUGAUCCAGGUGAGGCAGUCGGGAUCGUAGCUGGCCAAUCUGUUGGAGAGCCAUCGACACAAAUGACACUCAACACUUUCCAUCUGGCUGGGCAUUCGACCAAAAACGUCACCCUGGGUAUCCCCCGUCUACGAGAGAUUGUAAUGACCGCCAGUGCAAAUAUUUCGACGCCAUCAAUGACAUUGCGACUCAAUGAAGAAAUAACACCCGAGGGUGGCGAGAAGUUCGCAAAGAGCAUCAGUGUUCUGUCACUCGCCGAAGUCUUGGACGAAGCCACAGUCAACGAGCGCAUUGGCAAGGGGGUUGCCUACUCUGAAGCAAAAGUCUAUGACAUUGCCAUCAAACUGUUCCCCUCCAAUGAGUAUACCGAAACAUAUGCAAUCGGUAUCCCCGAUGUUCUCCAUACUCUGGAAAAGAAAUUUGCACCGCGACUGCAAGCUCUCACACGGAAAGCACUUGGCCUGAAGAAAGGAGAGAAGGUGGCAAAAACAUCUGUUAGCAGCGCUGCAGUACCAGAGAUUGGAAAGUCGGUUGGGACGAUCGAAGAGGCUCGAGCAUCUGUUGAAAGGGAAGCUGGCGACGAGGACGAUGAUGAUGAUGGAGAUGACGACGCUACUAACGACAAGCAGAGGGCCAACCGCGCGGAGGCCGUGAGCUAUGCCGCAAAUGAUGAGGAUGACGACAGGGUGCAAGCACAGAUGCAGAAGGAGGCAGAGCCGGAAGAAGACGUGGAAGAAAUGGAAGAUGAAGGAAUUGGCGGCAGUCCCCGCGAACCUGGUAGCGAUGACGAAGAUGACUCCUCGAGUAAAAUAACGGCCAAGCGCCGUGGGAGCGUGGCAGGAGAAAGGGAGGCUCGGGUCAUGAAGAAUUGUAACGACAUUGUCCGCUUCAGUUUUGACGAAGCUUCUGGAGAGUGGUGCAACCUUACUCUCGAGUUCGAUGCGAACGUUCCGAAAGUCCUCAUGCUUUCCAUCGUCGAAGAUGCGUUGCGCCAGUCUCUCAUUCAACAGAUUGCAGACAUCGGUUCUUGUACCUACGUUCCCGAUGAACAGGUUCAGGAUUUAGCAACUGGCAAAACUGUCAAGGUUCCAGUUGUGCACACGACAGGUGUCAAUCUCAAGGCAAUGCAGAGCUACCCUGAUCUCAUAAACCCCAACACCAUCUCCACCAACGAUAUUGCGGCCAUGCUCAGGAACUAUGGCGUGGAGGCCUGUCGUGCAGCCAUUAUUCAGGAACUGUCGGGUGUUUUCGGAGGUCACGGAAUUAGUGUUGAUCAUAGGCAUCUGAAUUUGAUCGCCGAUUUCAUGACUAGAGGAGGAGGAUUUAGUCCUUUCAACAGGAGUGGGUUGAGGGGCAGUGUCAGUCCGUUCAUGAAGAUGAGCUUCGAAACAACAGUAGGCUUCCUAGCUGAUGCUGUCACUGAUGGUGAUUGGGACGAUCUUUCAAGUCCAAGUUCCAGGAUUGUUAUUGGGAGGAUGAGUAAGGUCGGCACUGGUGCUUUCGAUGUGUUGACCCAGGUCCCGACUAGAAAAGGCGAUGAGGUUAAUGUCUGA
This is a messenger RNA of Lachnellula hyalina, 5133 nucleotides long. RefSeq names its product DNA-directed RNA polymerase I subunit (gene rpa1). Gene Ontology annotation, molecular function: DNA binding; DNA-directed RNA polymerase activity. Gene Ontology annotation, biological process: DNA-templated transcription. Lineage: Eukaryota; Fungi; Ascomycota; Leotiomycetes; Helotiales; Lachnaceae. Gene Ontology annotation, cellular component: RNA polymerase I complex. The coding region runs from base 1 to 5133 and encodes 1710 amino acids. The record is from RefSeq and is a predicted model, not a curated record. The transcript is spliced from 2 exons.